AUGUCGGAUUGGUUCGUUCCACCCGGGGAAGGAGAAGGAGAAAACGAGAAGAGAAAGAGAAGAAGAGGAGGGAAAAGACGCGCUCCAGACGAGAAGAGUAAUACUAACACUCACGAGUAUUCAGACGAUUCAAACGACGAAGAGCGAGCUCAUGAGCAGACGGAGAGCGGAGAUGAUGACGAUUCAGAAAGAAGAGAAAGAGAGAGGCAAAAAGUGUACCAAAUAUGGCCGGGAAACGACAAGUUCUUCUGGGACGGACGAAUAAUCGUCGGUCCGAAUUACAAAGCGUUUUUAAACACGAUAGUUUUAGUUUUAGUCCCGUCCGUGGUGUUUACGAGCGCAGUCGCGCCGGAUUUGUCGAGAGAAUAUUCGUGGGCGUGGCAAGCGGUUUCGACGGUUUGGCCGAUAUACGUUAUAGCGUGCUUAGUGAGAACCGGGACGAUGGAUCCUGGGAUACUUCCGAGACUACCGAGACCGCCACCGAGAGACCGGAACGAUCCGCCGAGGGAACGAGUCCGAGACGUGCCGCACGAACCGACGAAGAAACUCGUGACGGUGAAAUGGAACGACACGACGAAUUUUUUCCAACCGCCGAGAGCGCAUCACUGUUCGAUAAAUAACGAUUGCGUGGAGAAGUUUGACCAUCACUGUCCGUGGGUCGGGACGACCAUCGGAAGGAGGAAUUAUAGACAUUUUUUAUUGUUCGUGUUUGGGACGACGUUAUGGUGCGGUUUCGUCGUGGGUAGUUGCGUGUUGAGCAUUUUGGUGGAGAUUGACGAGAGAAACGACGAGGUGGAUCCAGCGACGGGGAAGUCGGUGAACACUCAAGCGGUAACUGGUGCGUUGAGAGCGUCUGGAGCGGCUCUGUUUUGUGGCAUAAUCGCUCUGUUUGGGUUUAUGUUUGUCUUUGCGCUUUCGGCGUUCCACAUCGUGUUGAUUUGGCAAAACCAAACGACGUACGAAAACUUCCGCGAAAGGAGCGACGCGGAGAAUCCGUACACGAGGGGGAAUUGCUGCAAAAACUGUUUCGAGAUUUUCUGCGAACCAAUACCGCCGAGUUGGUUUGAUUUCAGACAGUACGCGGACGAAGACGAUAGCGCGGAUCGGUUCGCCGAGCACAUGCGGAAACGAGGAUUGUUGUUGCAAGAGCAAGACCCGGAAAUCGCAAAGAAAGAGACGGAGAAACGGUUGGCGGAGUUUACCGAGGAUUUAGAAAAAGUAAAGGAGAAGAUUGCAUAUAAGCAAAACUUAGAGUUGAGCGAGCAAGCGUUGUUGGAGGAGGGAAAGAGUCGAGAGGAGGAGGGUAUCGGGAUGAAGAUGAAAAACGCGUUGGUGAACGUGUUUGGGAACAAUUCCAUCGGCAUGAAGACGUUUAAAGAGAAAAGAGGAAACGUCGACGAAGGGAAAGAAGGAGAUAACGAGGACGGAAACGACAACUACCAAGACGACGAGGAGUUGGGAGGUUUCGAAUCUCCGGUCGUUUUCGACGAAAACUACGUCCCAGACAUUCUUCGCCAACAGCAAAGCUCGGACGAGGACGGCGGAAGCGAAGCCUCGGUCAGCUCGAGAGGAGGAUCUUCCGACAUCGACGAACGCAAACGGAGGUUCCAACAAGAGAAAGGACGAAAGGACGAAGGUGGUGGAGCGGAAAGAGAGAGCAACGACGACGAUCAACAAAGCGAGAAGGACGACGACGACAACGCAGAGAAAGAAGAAGAAGAAGAUGAUGAUGAUUGCGACGACGACCGCUCUUCCUCGCUCUCCGAUUCGGAACGAAAACCAAUCGACGAGCGCGAUACCGAAGCCGAUAACGAAGAGCGUUCGGAUACGAGUUCCUCUGAAGACGACGACGUGUCCUCCUCCUCCUCCUUCUCCUCCUCCUCCAAGCGCAGUACUAACACUAGCAUUAGCACUGGUAGCAGUAGUAGCCUUAGCAGCGGCGGUAGCGUCGAUCGACGACGAUAA
Messenger RNA from Bathycoccus prasinos, 1965 nucleotides. RefSeq lists its product with no specific name. The record is from RefSeq and is a predicted model, not a curated record. The transcript has a single exon. Gene Ontology annotation, cellular component: endoplasmic reticulum; Golgi apparatus. NCBI's taxonomy places the organism in Eukaryota, Viridiplantae, Chlorophyta, Mamiellophyceae, Mamiellales, Bathycoccaceae. Bases 1 to 1965 code for a protein of 654 amino acids. Gene Ontology annotation, biological process: peptidyl-L-cysteine S-palmitoylation; protein targeting to membrane. Gene Ontology annotation, molecular function: protein-cysteine S-palmitoyltransferase activity.